Molecule: messenger RNA, 761 nt
Organism: Medioppia subpectinata
Lineage: Eukaryota; Metazoa; Arthropoda; Arachnida; Sarcoptiformes; Oppiidae
Source: the annotation of a GenBank genome assembly
UUCAAAUGAUCACUGAUUUGCAGAAGAGGUGCAACGAUAUGUCUCAGAGCGAAAUCAAACUCCGCACAGAACUGGGCGUAUAUACCGGCAAAUACGAAGAGUUUCAGUCCGUUUUGACCAAAAGUAACGAUAUGUUCGCCGGCUUUAAGAAAGACAUGGAAAGGAUGUCCAAACAGAUCAAGAGAUUGGAAAAAGAGACACUCCUUUGGAAGGGAAGGUGGGAAACGAGUAAUACAGCUCUACUUAAACUGUCCGAUGAGAAACAAAAGCGCGAUACCGAACACCUGAAGGCCUUACAAAAGAUUAUUACAUUAGAGAAGUUGUGUCGCGCGAUGCAAGAGGAGAGGGCUUUACUCCACGAACGGCUGCUUCAGGUCGACACUGACAGCGAACUCGUCGUCAGUUCCGGUCAACCAAACGGCGAGACUUCGGAGACGGAGAGUGCGGCACAAACGCCAACCGAACCAUCCAUACCUCUGGUCCACGAGACCGACGGCAAUACGGAAUCUCAGCCAUCAAUCAAUUAGACUCUGCUUUGCUUUUGUUCAACCAUUUUCAAUGCGCCACUGAAUCCUUGUUAGAAGUGCUUUCAAAACAUGUAAUUCCGAGCCAUAGACUAGUGUUAGAUUUCAUAUAACGCUCAGCAACUGAUAACCGCUAUUUAUUGAGUCCAUUAUCGAGUGCCUUAAAUACUGUAUUUAACUUUUAACGGUGUCUUAAAUUAAGUGCAAAUAAUAAACACAAUCCUUAUUUCCAAAAAA